Daphnia pulicaria is the source of this 1899-nucleotide messenger RNA. Its product is annotated as zinc finger BED domain-containing protein 4-like. The transcript has 4 exons. The coding region runs from base 1 to 1899 and encodes 632 amino acids. Lineage: Eukaryota; Metazoa; Arthropoda; Branchiopoda; Diplostraca; Daphniidae. Gene Ontology annotation, molecular function: protein dimerization activity; DNA binding. The record is from RefSeq and is a predicted model, not a curated record.
AUGGCGAGUGUGAGUUCUGGUGGCUCUUCACCCGACGACAACUUGUCCAACGACAGCAUCGAUGUCGUCCUUCAAGACGUUCAAAUUCAAACUGAAAACGAUGCAGAUGAUUUCAGAUCAUUGAUGGAUGAGAUUGGCAUAGUGGAAGGUGAUCAUGAUGAACCUAAUGAAAAUUUGAAAAGUAAAGUUUGGCAGUACUUCACCACUGAUGGGACAAGUAGAAGCAAAGCCACGUGUAAGCUCUGCGAAAAACUUAUAGACCGCUCGUGUGGGUCUACGACAAAUAUGAUUCGUCAUCUUCGAAAUGUCCACAAGAAGGACCCUGGCUGUGCAUCUGGCAGAAAAUCGUCGGGGCAAAAACGACAACAACGUGUCUCAACUAAAGAAAAUCUCCGCCUGGAUCGUCUGUUUGCCAUGUUGGUGUGUGCCGAUUACCAGCCUUUCAGCAUGAGUGACAGCGUGGCUUUUCGAAACUUCGUCCGUGCAUUGAAUCAGUCAUGGACACCACCUUCCAGAACUGCAGUCAGCGAAUGCCUAGUUCCGGCGCUGGCCAAAGAAAUAGAAGAAAGGUUGAUAGAUCUUCUGAAGAAAGUUGACGACAUCUCUCUCACAACUGAUGCCUGGACUUCUAAGGCAACGGAAAAUUUUGAAGCACUUACGGGCCACUUCAUUGACGAAGAUUUCAAGUUCCAAUCGGUGACUAUAGGCAUCGAACAACUACUGGAUCAAACAGCCGCAGGCCAUGCGCAACUAAUUCGGAAUCUGCUUGCCAAACACGAGGGCUUGCUUGAAAAAGUACGAUCUCUUACAAGUGACAAUGCCAGUGUCAUGAAGUUAACCGCUAAAUUGCUUAACUUGGAAUGGUUUGGAUGUUUCCCACAUACUGUCAAUUUAGUCGUUAAGGACGGUUUGAAGAUUGCGCAAUGCGUUGCUCUGUUAUCCAGCAUUCGUACAACUGUUUCAUAUUUCAAGCGGAGCAGCAAAGCCAUGGCGAGACUACAUGAUGUGCAGCGGCAAUUGAAUCUUCCUCUACAUCGCCUCAUACGCGAUUGUGAGACUCGCUGGUCUUCAACUUACGAUAUGAUUGCCCGUUACAUUGAGCAAUUUCCAGCAAUCCAGCUUGUUUGUAGUGAAGAAGCCUUUCUCCACCCAACCCUGUCUGCAGUUGAUCUACAGGAACUCAAGAAGCUUAGAGAUUUGCUGAAACCUUUCGCUGAAAUAACUACACUGAUGUCGUCGGAAACGAACGUUACUGCUUCUUCGAUAAUUUACUACUCAAAUCAGCUGAUGAAAGCUGCAGCAUUUGGAAACUUGACAUCAUCAGAUUACCCGGUUUCGGCCGCAGUUGCAAGUGCCAUGCGUGCUUCAAUGAUCUCAAGGAAGUUUGACCAUAACCAAUUCAGCCGUAUUUUGCGAAUGUGCACGAUAUUAGAUCCACGAUUCAAGACUCAUACUUUUUCAAAUGCAAUCACCAUCAAUGAGGCGAAGCACGCCCUUUACGAGGCUGCUGCAAACGUUCAUCCAGAAGAAGAAGAGACGGUCGCAUAUGAAGUUACAGGUUCGCUUUUCGACGACCUUGAUCGGGCUGUCUGCAUAUCAAAAGUUACGGCUCACGCACAAACUGCUUCGAGGAAUGAAGUUGACAACUAUUUAUCUGAGACAACCCUCGGCCAUCAACUUGAUCCAUUGGAAUGGUGGAAGGAGAGACGGGAUAGAUAUCCACGUCUGGUGGUCCUCGUGCGCAGAUAUCUUUGCAUCAUCAUGAAUUCUGUGCCAUGUGAACGUAUAUUUAGCAAGAUGGGUUUAGUUGUAACCGAUCGAAGAACAAAUCUAACUGCCGAAAAGGCUUCACUGGUUGGCGUUGUGGCUUCUAAUCUUAAACAUCUUGAAAGUAAUUAA